AUGGGUAACUGCUCAGCCACCGAUGCUUACAUCAAGCAGUUCGAUGACGCAAUAAGUGACUUCUCCCGCAAACAGAAGUGUGUGGACGACACGCUCCUGUACAACGCUAGCACUGAGCAAGCGUUCUGGCACACCUACGACUUCCUGGAGUGGUGUGCCAGAAGGGGCAUCACGCUAAAGCCUGAGAAGUUCGUAUUCUGCCAGAGGGAGGUGGAGUUUGUUGGAUUCCAACUCGGUUGGGAAGCCUACAAGCCCACCGAGGACCGCCUGUCAGCUAUAAGACACUUUACCAUGCCCAGCCAGCCCACCAUCACCAAUGUGAAGUCUCUGUUUGGGUUCGUCAACCAGCUGGCGCUGUUCCUGGCCACUGGCUUCAUCAUGGAGCCGUUCAGGAACCUCCUGAGGAAGCCAACAUGGCGUAAAGUGUAUUGGGAUAAACAGCUGCAGCAAAAGCUGGGCCAGGUGAAGGAAACUAUCUGCGAAUUGGCCAAGAAUGGACUUCCCUUCUACAACUGCACCAGGCCUAUGGCAGCCAUCACCAACUGGAGCAAAGAAAGCAUAGGGUUUGUCAUCCUACAACAGUACUGCUCCUGCGUGUCCCCAGAGGCUCCACUCUGCUGUAAGGGAGGCUGGUGCCUGGCUCUGUGUGGCAGCUGUUACCUGACUCCAGCUAAACAAGGAUAUGCGCCCAUCGAAGGUGAGGCCCUGGCAGUGGCGUAUUGUCUUCACAAGGUGCGGCUCUUCCUACUAGGCUGCUCUAAUUUCCUCCUGGUGAUCGAUCACUGUCCACUGGUGGGCCUGCUAGGUGACAGAGCCCUCAUGGAUGUGGCAAACCCGCGGCUGUUUAGGCUGAAGGAGCAGACACUUCGGUUCAAGUUCACCAUUUGCUACCUGCCGGGAAAGAAGAAUUGUGCUGCAUACUUUCUGUCCAGAUACCCAUCCAUGAAGUCACCUCCUAGUGUGCUGGAUGAGGAACAGGAUGAGGAGCUGGCAGUGGCUAUGACCGUCGCCACGGUUGCAGCAUUGGACCUUCAGGACAGCCUCACACUCGACGAGGACAUGGUGCUUCAAGUGUCACGGGACGACCCAGUGUACCAGUUACACUGGCACCCACAGAGGUCGAAGGAGUUGACCUGCCUACGCCCCUUCUACAGCAUCAGAGAGAGAGGUUGCGUGUGUCGCAAGGCCUGGUGA
Messenger RNA from Scylla paramamosain (green mud crab), 1194 nucleotides. RefSeq lists its product as uncharacterized. Lineage: Eukaryota; Metazoa; Arthropoda; Malacostraca; Decapoda; Portunidae. The coding region runs from base 1 to 1194 and encodes 397 amino acids. The record is from RefSeq and is a predicted model, not a curated record. The transcript has a single exon.